AUGUCUGCCGAAGACGUCGCCAAAGCCUUUGUGCAGCACUACUACACGACGUUCGACACGAACCGAGCGGGUCUGGCCAGUCUCUACCAAGAGGGAUCCAACAUGAGCUGGGAAGGCCAAUUGUCCACGGGUCAGCAAACCAUUGUGGCCAAGCUGCAAGGGCUGCCCACUGUGCGUCACGAGUACUCGACCGUGGACAUCCAGCCGUCCACGUCGGGCAACGCCAUGAUCAUCUUUGUGCAGGGCAAGCUGCAGAUCGAGGAGAACAACCCGAUCCAGUUCACGCAGGUGUUUCAGCUCGUGGCUCACCAGCCGGGCCAGUACUACAUCCACAAUGAUGUCUUUCGUCUGCAGUACGGAUAA
This is a messenger RNA of Peronospora matthiolae, 363 nucleotides long. NCBI's taxonomy places the organism in Eukaryota, Oomycota, Peronosporomycetes, Peronosporales, Peronosporaceae. The record is from the annotation of a GenBank genome assembly.